Cajanus cajan (pigeon pea) is the source of this 961-nucleotide messenger RNA. Its product is annotated as E3 ubiquitin-protein ligase ATL76. The record is from RefSeq and is a predicted model, not a curated record. NCBI's taxonomy places the organism in Eukaryota, Viridiplantae, Streptophyta, Magnoliopsida, Fabales, Fabaceae. Gene Ontology annotation, molecular function: transferase activity. Gene Ontology annotation, biological process: protein ubiquitination.
UGAGUUGCUUUGAAGCGCACAUUAGAAAAAAGGAAGGGCAGUGGAUUGUCAAGUAAGCAUAUGCAUAUGAUAUUUUGUUUGGCUACAAUACAUUCCCUUUGUGUUUGUACCUCUCCAUGUUUUCCACUUUCUUUAUCUACCGAAUUUCCUCAUAACUUAAUUCUCCAUCACCAUGGCUGAAGAACCUCACUCUCACACCUUAGGCCCCAUGACAAGCCAUCAUGAUCAUCCCCAUGACCAUGACCAAGUUGGUGGCUUCGAUUGGAUGGUCCUUGUGGCAGCCAUUUUGUGUGCCUUUGUGUGUGCCCUUGGCCUCAACACUAUGCUACAAUGUGUCUUCCAAUGUGCCACUCGUGUCCUCACACAGCCUCGCCAAUGGAUCGCUUCUCGAAGGCUCAAUUCUGGCCUCAAGAAGAAGGAAAUGGUGGCUUUGCCAACCUCAACCUAUGCUCACUCUUCCUCUCCAUCUUCACCUUCCAAUUGUGUCAUUUGCUUAGCUGACUUCUCUGAUGGGGACCCCAUAAGGUUCCUACCAAAGUGCAACCACUAUUUUCAUGUCAUUUGCAUUGACAAGUGGCUCCUCUCUCACUCUUCUUGCCCUACUUGCAGGCACCUACUCAACUCAUCAAAUGACCAUUCUCUUCACUCCUUACAUAUUGUCAUACCUUAGUUCUCUCAACUUUCAACUACAUCAAUUCUAGGUCUUGUAUAUGUAAAGCUACAAUGUAUAACAUCUUUCUGUUUAAAGUGUGUUUGUUUUAUAGUCGACAAAUUUCAAACGUACGUUGAAAGAUUCAUGGAUUAAGUUAAAUGAACUUUGAAAAAUGUGUUGACAUUAAAACAAACACACACUUAUGUAUCAAUCUAGCUAUUCCUCCUUUAAAUUUUCUCAAUUUCAGGUCUAUGUACUUUGAGUCAGAUUUCAAUUAGAGUAGUACAAGAAUUGAAUCUUGUCUGUGUA